Iphiclides podalirius (scarce swallowtail) is the source of this 540-nucleotide messenger RNA. The record is from the annotation of a GenBank genome assembly. Lineage: Eukaryota; Metazoa; Arthropoda; Insecta; Lepidoptera; Papilionidae.
AUGCUGCGCCGCUAUCAACAUAGCGGCGCAGCAUUGGACGUAGUACACAACGACACACUGUCAUUACGCACAACGGGCGACGGCUGUGGCGACGUAGGAGUGAGGCAUGACGUAGCCGGCGCGCGCUCCGUUCCCGAUGACCGCGGCGCGGCGGUGUUUACAACGACCACAAGGGUAACCAGCCCCAAGCAAGUGUCCAUUCUUCAAUAUCCCAGGACCACAAGGGUAACCAGCCCCAAGCAAGUGUCUAUUCUUCAAUAUCCCAGGACCACAAGGGUAACCAGCCCCAAGCAAGUGUCCAUUCUUCAAUAUCCCAGGACCACAAGGGUAACCAGCCCCAAGCAAGUGUCCAUUCUUCAAUAUCCCAGGACCACAAGGAUAACCAGCCCCAAGCAAACGUUUAUGUCUCGAAUCCACAGAACCACACGGGUAACCAGCCCCAAGCAAGUGUUCGUAAUCUUAUUCCUAUUUCCAAAACAAUUCAUAAAAGUACACAUAUGUCAGAGCAUCGCCGAAUACAUCCUGAAAAUAAUGAAAACU